Molecule: messenger RNA, 1143 nt
Organism: Phymastichus coffea
Lineage: Eukaryota; Metazoa; Arthropoda; Insecta; Hymenoptera; Eulophidae
Product: ER membrane protein complex subunit 2-A-like
Exons: 7
Coding region: 102-977 (291 amino acids)
Biological process (GO): protein folding in endoplasmic reticulum
Cellular component (GO): EMC complex
Molecular function (GO): protein binding
Source: RefSeq, a predicted model, not a curated record
GCCGAAUGCACAUUGGUGUUUAGGCAUUAGUGUUAACCAGAGGUAUCAACCUGAUGACAACUAUCGAUUGUCAGAUACAAUAGUUCAAUUAUAUAUUUAAAAUGGCUGGAAUUUAUGAUGAUCUGUCUUGGUCAGAUGCUCGCGAUUUUUUGCGAAAUUGGAGAGAAAAUUCAGAACGUCGAAGUAAGGAUAUUGUAGAAAUAUAUGAGUCAAUUUUAAUGCCCCAUGUUGACAAGUUAGGAAAUGAAAAAUAUUUGGUAUUGGAGCAAGUAUGCAUAGCUGCUUUGGAUUGUUAUCGGCUGUCAUUAGCAGAAUAUUGUUUAAAACUUCUGGUGAAGGAAUUCCCAGGAAGCUUGAGAGUUCAUAAAUACCAUGCUAUGCAUUUAGAAGCUUUAGAAAUGUAUGAUGAAGCUUUAGAAGUCUUAGACUCAAUAAUCAAACGUGAUGAAACAAAUGCAGCUCCAAGAAAGCGACGUGUUGCUAUUUUGAAAGCAAAGGGCCAAAUACCUGAAGCUAUUGUAGAAUUAUCUGGAUAUCUAAAAAAGUUUAUGAGUGAUCAAGAAGGAUGGCAUGAACUUUGUGAUCUUUACUUGCAAGAACAGGAAUAUAGUAAAGCUGCUACUUGUGUCGAAGAAUUGAUUUUACACAAUCCUCAUAAUCAUCUAUUACAUCAACGUUAUGCAGAAAUUAAAUAUUCACAAGGUGGAUUUGAUAAUAUGCUUUUAGCAAAAGCAUACUUUUGUCAAGCAAUAAAAUUGAAUCCUAAUAAUAUAAGAGCACUUUAUGGACUGUUACUAACAACAAAUAACAUUGCUCUUUCACAAAAAUGUCCUGCUCCAAAAAGGAAAGAAAUCAUUAAGCUAAGUGAAUGGGUGGCUAAUCAGAUUGAAAAACAGUACGAAUCUAAAGUUACUAAUGUAAAAGAAGAUACAAAAUGUAUAGAAGGGUUACUAGCACAAUUACAAUUAGAAGCGUAGAAGUUUUUCGUAAAAAUAGUAAAUGUAAUAGUUUUGCAAUAAAUUAGUUAGAAUUUUCAACAUUUGUAUGUAUAUGUGAACAAAGUGUUAUUUUAUUGUCUCUGCACACUUUAUUAAUUUAUUAUCUGUGCAUAUUAAUAAAUGAAAUAUAACAUUGUUAAAUAUU